AAAGAUUCAUUUCGAAGUAACCCAACAUUGUAUCUAAACUAUUAGCAACUUACAUUUUUCAGUGACCUGGAAAUGAAAGAGAGAAACAGUACUUCCACGCUCAAGCGCAUUUUGGUAAAUUGUGCAUCUCAGGCAAAAGAAUAUGGGAGUUGCGUUGCUGGAAAAGUUCCAGAGGUUGAACGUGAUACGUGUUUAAAGGAAUUUCUUGCUCUAAAAGCAUGCAUGCAGAAUACGCUGAGAGGGAAGUUUUAGGCUCUGAAUCCAACUGAACUCCUCUUUCCAUAGUCUGUAGAAGCAGUGAUAUGGGAUCCACAACCUCUAUUUGUAAAGCCAGGAGAGAAGAAAAUCAGGAGAAUGCAGAGUCUUAUAUUCUCAUUUUAUGCAUUCUUCAUUGCCAUCAGAGUACUGUGGAUGAAAUUUCCUUCUGCUGUUUAACUGUUUUUAAUGUCUGAAGUACAGGUUUACGUUUAAGGAGCUCGUACCUUUUACACUUAAGGCAUUCAUUGAACUUCACAAGAUUUACUUGUAAAAGUUAACGAGAAGACAAACUGAAGCAUGGAGAAAGCAAUGAAAUGUUAUUAAAUUGAUAAACGUUGUUUUAGUGUUUAUAUGGUAUAUUAAAGCUCCCAUAACCUUUCAUAUAAUUCACUGUUGUUGCACUGGUAUGAUAUUGUUGUACUUCCCUUAAAUCCUGUAUCCACCAUUGGAGGCCAACUACAAUAAUAUUUACCAGACUUCCAGGUUUUAUAGUUAAGGCUGAAAUACAAGAAAAUUAUAACAUGUUGGGAAAAGCAUCAAGUGCUCAGCCAACUGUUGGUUUGAGUGGAUGUGGUGCGCUGUCACAUGUUUACAUUCAGCAUCCACCUCUAAGAUGCAGCAUUCCUGGAUCAAGAGGUCUAUUCUAUGAUGAUGGGAAUAAGUUACUACUCUCCGUCACAUCUGAUCAGGUUUUUGCAUGGAAAACUGUUCCUAAUCCUCUUUUUGAUGCUCCUACAUCUGAUCCAAUAGGUGAAGGGCCGGUACUUUCUAUUCGAUAUUCGCUAGAUGCGAAGGUCAUUGGAAUUCAACGAUCUACUCUUGUGAUUGAGUUCAGGAAUAGAGGUACCGAGGAAGCUUUUGUCCAUAGGUGUAAAUCAGAAUCUGAGAGCAUACUGGGAUUUUUUUGGACAGAUUGCCCAACCUGUGAUGUUAUAUUUGUGAAGACUAGUGGGGUGGAUAUGUAUGCAUAUGAACCUGAAUUGAAGGCACUUCGCUUGGUUGAGACAAAAAGAUUGAAUGUAAGCUGGUAUGUUUACACACAUGAAAGUCGGUUGGUUCUUCUUGCCUCUGGAAUGCAGUGCAAGUCUUUCACAGGAUUUCAGUUUUCAUCUGGAGGAGUUGUUCGCUUGCCAAGGUUUGAGAUGGUGAUGGCAAAUGCUGAGGCGAACAAGAAACCUGUCCUAGCUGCAGAAGAUGUUCAUAUUGUUACAAUGUAUGGUAGGAUAUAUUGUUUGCAAGUUGAUAGGAUUGCAAUGCUACUGCACUUGUAUAGGUUUUACCGGGAUGCUGUUGUACAGCAGGGUUCUUUGCCAAUUUAUUCAAGCAAAAUUGCAGUUAGUGUGGUUGAUAAUGUACUACUUGUCCAUCAAGUGGAUGCCAAAGUUGUUAUUUUAUAUGACAUAUCUGCAGAUUCCCGGGCACCAAUAUCUGCUCCACUUCCUCUCCUACUGAGGGGUUUACCCAGGGCUAAUACUUCCUCCUCUCGAUCAAGCAGCAUGGAUACAGUCCUUGUAGAGGUAAGUGAAGUGAGUGAUCAUGAAGGAAUCAUCUACAGAGAUGAGUGGACUUUUCUCAUUCCUGACCUUAUAUGUGAUUCUUCUCAUGGUGCUUUGUGGAGGAUCCACUUGGACUUAGAGGCCAUUGCUGCCAGUAACUCGGAAGUGCCCUCUGUUCUAGAAUUUUUGCAGCUGCGAAGUCUGGAAGCCAGCAAGGCUAAGAAAUUAUGCUUGGCGAUUACUCGCAGUAUAAUUCUAGAACGGAGACCCAUACCCCUGGUUGCUAGAGCAAUUGAUGUGCUAGUUACCUCUUACUCUCAUUCAAUUAAAAUGGGAAGUACUCUUCUGGGAAGAAUUGUGGGUGGUGAGACUAGUUCCACUUCUGGCAUACGGCAUGUAGAUAGCUCCAGGACUGGAGUCGAUGGCUCUCUGACUAGAAUUGCAAGACUUGGAAAAACCAUGCAUGAAUCAGCAACUGCAAGUGGAGUGGUUGGGGAACCUCAACAAUUCAGAACUGGAGAUGUGGAAAAUGAAUCUCUGGAUCUUGCCACAGGUGUGACAGUGAAUAGAUCAUCAACUGCUUUGGUUUCAGACUCAGAGGAGAAUGUUGGCUCUGAAGUAAUGAAAAGCAGUUCUGGGGAGCCUCUUGAAAAAUCCCAACCCAACAAUCUUCAUUUUUUGGGAACUAAAGAUGGUACAGGGGCUGAAACUUCUGGUAAGGAGGUAGAGCAUUCUACUUUACAGCCUCAAAUGCUUGGCCCCAGUGGAUUGAACUCUGAAGUUUCUGAGCAGCUGGUUUCACAAGUUGCUUCUCCAGCGAUUUCACCUGGUGAGAUGUAUGGUUCCAUCUUUGCUCCUGUAGAGGAAGGGAUGGCAGUAGAUCCUUCUUAUUUGGUCGCUAUUAUUGUUGAGUACUUCCACAGUGCUGCUUUGGAGAACCUCAAAGUACAUCAGAAUCUGAAUGUUUUAACCAUACAACUGCUAGCCCGCAGUGAGCGCUAUGCGGAACUUGGGUUUUUCAUCAUAAACAAGAUCCUUGAGCCCUCAAAAGAAGUUGCAUUACAACUAUUAGAUUCAGGUCGCAAUAAUAUCCAGACAAGGAAAUUGGGUAUGGAUAUGCUGAGACAGCUCUCAUUGCAUCAUGACUAUGUGUUGCUGCUAGUGCAAGAUGGAUAUUAUCUCGAAGCUCUAUGUUAUGCACGGAAAAACAAGGUGAAUACUGUCCGUCCUUCAUUAUUUCUCGAGGCAGCAUUUGCUUCCAAUGACUCUCAACAUCUAGCAGCAGUCUUGAGGUUCUUCUCAGAUGUCAUUCCUGGCUUCAGAAACACAUCAGAUUACAAUACAUACUGCCGUAUUCUGAGUGAGAUGAACUCAUCUACAGCUGCUUGAGUUGGUGUGUGUGAAGGUACUAGCAGAUGGAAUACCGAACUGUCAAUCCAGAAGUUGGUGUGUAGUACCUUGGAAGGAAAAUAUUGUGGUUCGCUUUGGAAGGAGGGAGUUCCAAAUGUAGGUACAUGGCCCAGCAAAUGUAUUGUUAGCCCUUAUCCUAAACUGCAUCAACACGUAGG
Molecule: messenger RNA, 3322 nt
Organism: Telopea speciosissima
Lineage: Eukaryota; Viridiplantae; Streptophyta; Magnoliopsida; Proteales; Proteaceae
Product: regulator of MON1-CCZ1 complex-like
Exons: 14
Coding region: 780-3143 (787 amino acids)
Biological process (GO): regulation of autophagy
Cellular component (GO): lysosomal membrane; late endosome membrane; Mon1-Ccz1 complex
Source: RefSeq, a predicted model, not a curated record